Paramormyrops kingsleyae is the source of this 6306-nucleotide messenger RNA. RefSeq names its product FA complementation group D2 (gene fancd2). Gene Ontology annotation, molecular function: DNA polymerase binding. Gene Ontology annotation, cellular component: condensed chromosome; nucleus. NCBI's taxonomy places the organism in Eukaryota, Metazoa, Chordata, Actinopteri, Osteoglossiformes, Mormyridae. Gene Ontology annotation, biological process: homologous chromosome pairing at meiosis; interstrand cross-link repair; mitotic intra-S DNA damage checkpoint signaling. The record is from RefSeq and is a predicted model, not a curated record.
AGUUUCCUACUGCUGCCAUUAUUUUUAUGUAAUCAUGAUUUAAAUAAUACCGACGAAUACGCUGGUGAGGGACUGAUUCAUGUUUUAUAAUAAUUAUUAAAACAUAUAGUACGAAUUAAAUGGUUUUUGGGAACUCGACUUCACUUCCCAUUCGUUUCCGCUCUGCUAUAACAUUUGGUGACGGUCCCUUACGGGUUUUUCGUUUUUGGCGCGUAAAAAUAAAUUGGAUAUUUUAAAACCCGGAAUACACAGAAGAGUUUAUCUUAAAAAAAAAAAAACCCGCAAUUUUCUGACACCAGGUACGAUAUAGUCUUUUUUUUACUUACUGUCACAAUGUCAGCGCAGCAAUUACACUCGUCGCAUAUAAAAGCUAUGAAAGUCCACUUCAGCGUAAUGCUAAUAUGUAGCUACUCUACUGUGUAACCAAAACGCCGUGCAGAAGUACGUGUCGCUUUUCUAUGGUCAUCUUAACUAGCUAGCGCUGGUUAUACUGGAUUUAACGUCUCCACAUGCAUUACAAGUUAUCAAUUCAUGAUUAAUUACGGAGAUCAUAACCGGACUAAAAAUAUCUGCGCGAGGGAUUUCACAUAUUUAUAUGCGCUUUCCAUCAGCGACAUAAAUGAUUUUCGACAGAGAUGAAGCAGCUAUUUUUUUCCUUAAAUGUUUCGUGUCUGUUAACUUCUUUAUUAUUAAUUAAAAGAUUGAUUCAAGUCAUACCUGUGGGCGUCAGUAAAGAACUGACGAUACUCUAUAGUGCUGGUAGUAAUUGUAAGUACCGUGUCAAGAAAUGCCGUGAUUUAAUAAGUCGCUCAUGAUCGUUUUGAUGAAGUUUUUAGGCGGAAAUCCAGCUGUGUGGAGCUGCGCAUCUGUUCGUAUUUGCGCAGAUCGCAUAACGGGCCUGCAAACUGACCAGGUGGAAAUGCUGCGUAAGAAAAGAGCUGCCGCGGAGAAGAAUGAAAAAGCAGCUGAAGCUCCCAAGAAGAAGAGUCGCAGUAUUAAAUCCACGGGUCAGAGUAAUGUAGAUGAUGUAUUUACCCGGCUCCUGCUGGAGGCAGGAAUCUGCUUGAAGGCAGACAACUCACCCAAUGAAAUCGUUGUAGACCAAGCUGUCUUCCAGAAGAGGUUACAUAACCUGCUUAAGAAGAGUCCUCAGUACCCAAAUAUAAUCAAGGAGUUCAUAUCUGGGCUGGAGUCUUACAUUGAGGACCAGGAGAAAUUCAAAAACUGCCUCCUACCUUGUGUCCCUCAGGCGCUGGAUGAGUCCACCAGCUCUGUCUCCUCCUAUCAAGAAAGCCUUGUACGUCUCCUGUUAGGUGUUGAAAUACUCCAGUCUUCUGUUCUAGGGGUUUUAUUUGAGAAACUUCCAGAGUUCAUGUUCGAUGGUGUCGAGGAGAGUGGCCUAAAUAUCUGUCACAUUGUAAUAAACCAGCUGAAGUGGUUGGACAGAAUCGUGGACUGUAAGGAUUUGGCAGCAAAGCUGCUGGAGCUGGUUGCCGUGGCACCUUUGGAGCUCCAGCGUGACAUCAUCACCAGCCUGCCAGAGAUCCUGGAAGACUCCCAGCAUGGAGACAUCGCCCAAGAGCUCAAAUCCCUACUGCAGCAGAACACCAAGCUGACUGUGCCCAUUCUGGAUGCCCUGUCAAGUCUCAGCUUGAGUCCUGCUCUGUUGACUGAGGUGCGUGGGGUCAUCAUGACCACCCUGGUUGCUGUGCAGCUCGAGGACCUCCCUGUCAUUGUCAAGUUUAUCCUGCACACAGUCUCUGCUCUGGAUGCCUGUGAGGUGGUUUCUGACCUGCGGAGGAAGCUGGACCUGGAGUUGUGCGUGGCCCCUCAACAUAAUACGAAGGCUGGCACAAAGGGGUUGUCCAAGUUCCCACCAGACAAUAGUAAAGAGGACUGUGUUUCCCUGCUUUUGGACGUCAUCAAGACUGCCGUGCGCUUUCAGAAGACCAUCUCUGAGGCGUGGAUGAAGGCCGUUGAGAAUGUGGUUGAGACGGACGAGCACAAGGUCAUUGACCUGCUGGUGUUGUUCAUCCUGCACACCACUAACGCCAACCAUAGCCGGAGGGGGGCUGAGAAACUGCUGCGUAUCAAGGUGAGGGAGGGGCACAUCCGAGAGGCUCUGCUGCAGAGGACGUUCCGGGGACACGGCCAGGUGAUGCGGAGUUUCUUUCCCUCCAUCUUGUCUCUGGCCCAAAUCCUGCUCCGAUCUCCGGAAACCUGUGUUGUUUCGUUUGGGGGAUCCCUGUAUAAACUGGCCUUCACCGCCUUCGACUCGUACUGCCAGCAGGAGGUGGUGGGCUCUCUGGUCACCCAUGUGUGCAGCGGCCUUCUUGGUGAGGUGGACGCGGCUCUGGAGCUGCUAUGUGAGCUGGUGACUCAGAAGCCGGAGGAGAUGGCGCGCUAUGCGGUCUUUGUGAAGGGUAUCCUGGACUACAUGGACAGCCUGACACCUCAGCAGAUCCGUCGGCUGUUUUACGCAUUGAGCUCGCUGGCCUUCGGGAAGGACCAGAGCAGCCACAUCCAGGAUGACAUGCACAUAGUAUUACGCAAGCAGCUGUCCAGCCCUGUGCCGAAGUACAGGCGGAUCGGCAUCAUCGGAGCGGUCAUGGUGAUUGGCAGCAUGGCCUCUACCAGGGACACCGAUGAAAGCAGCACUGCACCCCAGACCGGGUCCCUGCCCAAGGAGAGACACAGACAGGUGACCGGCCUACUCGAGCUGCUGCGCUCCUGCACUGAGGCCUGCCCCGAGUCGGCCGCGCUCUACUAUGAUGAACUGGCCAACCUGCUUCAGACCUACAAGCUAGACCUGCAGGUGCAGGAGUGGAUUGGGAAAAGUGUGCUGGAGGAUUUCCAGGAGGAUUUUGUGAUUGACCUGGGACCGGACAUACAGGGCUCAUUUCCCUUCCCUGCUUCUGUCAUGUACAACCUGGAUGAGGACGAGAGCCAGGGAGGCAUCGCCAUCAACCUGCUCCCUCUGCUGGCGGAGGACGUCCAACACAAGGGGGAGCAAUGGAGUCCAGCGCAGGACAAGGGCAAGAGGCGUGUGUCCCCCCUUUGCCUGGCCCCCUUCUUCCGCCUGCUGCGGCUCUGUGAGGAGAAGCAGGACCAUGGGGACCUGGAGGAGAUCGAUGCCCUGCUAGGAUGCCCGCUCAUCCUGACAGACCUUGAUGUGGUGGAGAAAGUGGACAGCCUGUCCAAGGCUGAGAGGGAGUUCCUGUGCUCCUUACUCUUCUACACCAUCAGCUGGUUCAGAGAGGUUGCAAAUGCCUUCUGCCGUCAGAAAGACCCCGAGAUGAAGAUGAAAGUAGUGUCGCGAUUACAGAACAUCACCUACCUGCAGGCUGUACUGGAGAGGCUCCUGGGGGCAACACCUGGUUUCGUGCCUCCCCUGGCGAACUUUGACUGCGACAGCUCUGAGCUGUCAGCCCUCCUGCCGCCUGCUGCCCCUCCCAAAAAAGGAAAAAAAGAGGGCUCCAGUCGGAAGCGCAAAGCGUCUAGUAAGAAUUCAUCGGGGGAAGCCUCUCAGCUGGAGGAGGGGACUGAGGUGGAGGAGUCCCAGCAGGAGCCGCCACAGGACAAGGAGCCGGCUGUGGGGGUCAGCCUGGCCUCGUACCGGCCCUUCUUCAGGGAGCUGGAUGUGGAGCUGCUGGCCGUGAUCCAGUGCGGCCUGCUUUCCCGCUCGCUUCUCGACACAGAGCUGCACAGCCACGAGAGAGUGGAGGUGCAGUUGGGCCCUGCUGAGCUGGUCUUCCUACUGGAGGACAUGUGGAGGAAGCUGGAAGUCGGCUUGACGGCAGCCCCAGCAAAGAGGUCCCCGUUCAGGAAGUCGGGCAGAAGCGUUGGUUUCUCCCACCUGCACCAGAGGUCCCCCCGGGAAAUCGCAACUUUUUGGGUCCAGCUGCUGCCCACACUUUGCACCCACCUGGAGAACUGCCACAACCACUUCCAGGCUCUGCUCUCUGCCAAUCAGGGGGUGCUGGACGGCCCUGGCCUCAACACCAAGGAACACCAACUCAUGUGCUCAGUGCUCCAGCUGCUACUGCAGAUCCUACGCACCGCUUUCAGCUGGAAUGGCUUCACCGAGCACGAGCAGCGCCCCCUACUGAAGAGUGCCUUGGAGGUUCUGGCAGGACGACUUAAGGAACACGAAGCUGCCCUGAGCCUGGAGGAGCUCAUCAGGCACAGUUUUGAAUACCUGCUGAACUUCCGCAGCUCUGUUCCCACCUUGAGCUCAGCCCUGUCCCUCACGCAGCUCCUCAUUGUGAUAUCGGCUAAUCAGACGUCCUGCAGAGGGCAGAUAGCUCCCCUUGUCCGACACUUCCUGUGCCAGGAGUGGGUGGCGCCCCCUGGAGAGAAGGAGCGAGGGGUCAGAGACAGUACUUCCCUGCAGGCCCUUCUCAGCAUUUACCUGGAAUACACAGAUGAUGUCCUGAGGGCAGUGGAAGACAUUGCAGGCACUGGGGUCACUGAGCUCAUGAACACUACCAAGGAUGGCAGCUCCAAAACCUUCCCCACUCUUAACAGGCAGACGUUUUUAGUAUUUUACCGAGGGAUGAUGGUCGAACUGGAGAAGUAUGUGCACAUGAUCCCCCCUGCCAGACAGGGCGACAGUAACGAGGUCCAGAGUGAGCGGCUCCUGACCUGGAACUUAGCUGUCAGGGACUUCCACAUCCUAGUGAACCUGGUCAAGGUAUUUGACAGCAGGCCGGUGAUUAAUGUCUGCCUGAAGUAUGGCCGUCUCUUCCUGGAAACUUUCCUGAAGUUAGGGAUGCCUUUACUGGACUUCAGUUUUAAAAAGCACAAGGAGGAUGUCCAGAGCUUGUUGAAGACCUUUCAGCUGAGCACCAGACAGCUCCAUCACAUGUGUGGCCAUUCCAAGAUCCGACAGGAUACCGGACUAACAAAUCAUGUCCCAGCACUGAAGAAGAGCUUGGAGCAGUUUGUGUACCGGGUGAAGGCCAUGUUGGCUCUGAACCACUGCCAGGAGGCCUUCUGGCUAGGCAACCUGAAGAACCGUGACCUUCAGGGUGAAGAAAUCCUGUCCCAAAGGUCACAGGCCGAUGAUCAGGAUGAAGAGGAAGAUGCCUCCCAGCUGCCAGAGGAGGAGUCCAGUGAUGAGGAGCAGAGCAGGGGCUCGGAGAAGAAAAAGAAAUACUCUGAGGAAGAGGAGGCCACAGAUGACUCUGACUGAAUCGGCUCCGAGAUCCUCCAUAUUGCUGCAAAUGCAUUUUCACUUCAGCCAGGUGGCUGAUCUGCUGCACUCUAUCCUGUUCAUGACCCAGUGCUGUGGUUGAUAUGCUACUUCUGCCAAAUGUACCAUAAUUGAAUCCACUGAGUAUUUGUAUAAUAAACACUAAUUAUUACUGCUGCACAAAUAUGCUAUCUUUAGAAAUCCAGUUCUGAAGUACAACAGAAAGCCAAUGUUCUCAUCUGGUGUAUAGCUUUGAAAAUUUAAAGAACAGCCGUUAUACAAUUUAUCCUGAAGAUUCAUUUUUUUGAAGUAAGUGGUAUAUUCUCUGGCUUUUUUAUGCUAUCUUAAUCUCUGUUACGAUUUCAUCAACAUUUCAAGUGUUUGUGCCAGUUUUGAACUGGCUGACAUCAGUAAUUGUAACUCCAGUAUUUGUGUCCCAUUUCAGUUGAAAAGUGCAAGCCAUAUGACAUAAUUUUGGUCAUGAUGCAUUUUUGACUGUAGGCAACUUUCGAGAUGCUUAUUAAAAUAGCAAUUAAAUAUAUGUUUGUGCUUUUUUCCCAUUUAACAAUUUCGUAACUUUUUCAUAACUUUUUUUAAUUGCCUUCAUUAAUAGGCAUGUAUGAAUUUACUGUUUUGUCAGGUCAGCAGUGUUAGUGUCAUGAAGUGUGAUUUUGUUUGUUGUUUUUUUUUUACUGUGAACUGCAGACAGCCCCACGUUAAUCCUGCCUGGUAAACAGCCAGACCCUAGAAAUAGCUUUGUUGCCCUAAACAGUGUUCUAGGAAGGGCCUUAAAUGUAUAUUAUGUAUAAUAAUGAUGCUACUUGAUUCUCCAUUGCACAAGCAUAAGUAUAUAGAAAUUAUUUUGUUUUAUAUACAGGCAGUCACCAGGUUCUGAACAAGAUCCAUUCCCUAAGUCUGUCGAGUUUAUAGGUAAAUUGAUACAGGUACAUCUGGUUCUUAUUUAGCGUCAAUUACUCAAAUGUUCCUUGUUUGUCUAUGCAUGUAAAACACUUAAGAAAUGCUUCCGAAUACACUAAAACAUCUUAAACGUAAUAAUACAGAACAUAAUAAUAAUGAUGUAGUAACAAUAAAAGUAACUACAUACGCUGACA